Messenger RNA from Phanerochaete carnosa HHB-10118-sp, 784 nucleotides. RefSeq lists its product as uncharacterized. Gene Ontology annotation, biological process: RNA polymerase II preinitiation complex assembly; transcription initiation at RNA polymerase II promoter. Bases 203 to 592 code for a protein of 129 amino acids. The record is from RefSeq and is a predicted model, not a curated record. Lineage: Eukaryota; Fungi; Basidiomycota; Agaricomycetes; Polyporales; Phanerochaetaceae. Gene Ontology annotation, cellular component: transcription factor TFIID complex; nucleus. Gene Ontology annotation, molecular function: transcription coactivator activity; protein heterodimerization activity. The transcript is spliced from 4 exons.
CGGCUCCGCAGGUCCUUCGAAUGCCAAUCAAGAGCAGAAUGCUCAGCUCAGCUCAGAGACAGGAGGCGUCAUAAGCCUUCCUGGAGUAAUUGUCAACCCGCCUGCUACAGGAGACAGUUCUGCAGCUCAGCUAGCGGGCGCUGCGAUUGGGGUUCCUGGUGCCGAUGAAGAUGGAGACGGAGAAGAUGAGCUGCUACCUGCCAUGGCCGACGAUGAUUACUCCGCUCAGCUGUCGUGGCAGAGUCAAUCCAAAGACAACCUAAAAGUCCUUAUGGACAACUUCAGCCCUGCCCAAUAUGACAGGUUCGAGGCAUAUCGCAGACACGCGCUUCCUAAGCAAGCUGUCCGAAAAGUAAUCCAGCAGACCUUAGGCCAGCAAGUCUCACAGCCUGUGGCGCAGAUUGUGGCCGGUUUCUCGAAAGUUUUCGUAGGUGAGAUCAUAGAGAAAGCUCGAGCGGUGCAACAGAGGCGAGGAGAGACAGGCCCUUUGUCACCUGAUCACCUUCGAGAGGCAUACCGACUAUACCAGGAGGAAACUGGACGUGUUGGCUCAGCGCGUCCCCUUCGGUCCAAGCGAAUAUUCAUAAAAUGAUGCUCCUUCACGCGUACAUACACUAUCAUAUCGCCGAUAGAUUGACCGACUGACGGGGCGCCAUGAAGUCGCCUUUCGUUCCACAUUUCCCUGUAGUUGACUUGUGUCGAGGAUACGAGCUUCUUGUGAGUUUAUUUACCUCCGUAUUGCGUUAUGUACAGAGCUCAGCUGGUGUAAUGUUGCUGUGUAUGU